Molecule: messenger RNA, 1583 nt
Organism: Trichoderma reesei QM6a
Lineage: Eukaryota; Fungi; Ascomycota; Sordariomycetes; Hypocreales; Hypocreaceae
Product: N-terminal fungal transcription regulatory domain-containing protein
Exons: 4
Coding region: 54-1583 (509 amino acids)
Biological process (GO): regulation of DNA-templated transcription
Molecular function (GO): zinc ion binding; DNA-binding transcription factor activity, RNA polymerase II-specific
Source: RefSeq, a predicted model, not a curated record
UCGUCAUAUGUUGCCUAUAUGGGGCAUUUGAAGCUCUUUGAAUUGGAGGCACCAUGAAGGUUCGGAAGUUGACCGUUUGUCACACUUGCAGGGCACGGAAACUGGGGUGUGACGGAAAACGUCCCUCGUGCUCUCAGUGCGCAGGAACCAAGAUCGAGUGUGGAGGCUAUCAGUAUGACCUCGUCUUCAUACCGUCGCAGCUCUCCAUAGGAGCGCCAACGAAGCCCAAAACACGCAAAGACGGGAAAAUCACAAAGAAACAACGCAAAUGCACAACUUCACAAACAAAUACUUCCACCCAUGCCAGCGACGAGCUAUUCCACGAAAGCCGACCGGUAAUCGCAGAUGCACCUUGCGUGGUGAGGCCAUCCCUUGCCUGGCCCUUUCAGGACAUCAUCUCGCUCGUUGUGCAGAACUUCUCGCCAACGGUGCUCUCGAGCAACUCUGCAUUCAUGAACUGGGAUGUCGAUAUUCACCCUCGGGUCUGCGGGGCCUGGAUCGAGCUUCUGCCAGUUUUGUCCUUGAGUCGGCAGCAUGAGAUGGCUCUAUCUUCGUCCGUCAAGGCGCUUGGUGUAUCCAUCCUGGCCAGGGGCCGUAAUGGGAUAGCACCCAUCUCGGAUGCUUUAACUGCACAUUGUUUGGCCUUGCAUGCGCUGCAUGACAGCCUACAUGACAUCUCACGUACUGCAGACUCGGAUGUCUUGGCCGUGGCCAUCAUGUGCCUCAUGAUCUCGGAGCUUAUCCUGCCGACUGCCGUCUCCAGCAGCGCGGCUCAUGCCGCUGGUUUAAGCGAUCUGAUUCAGCUGCAUAGUCCAGAAGCCUAUUCGAGCGGGCCAUCCCACAGGAUAUUUAUUGGCCUUCGCCCCGCCAUUAUCAUCCAUUCGAUUCGCAACAAACAUCCCACGUUUCUUGCCUUACCUUCAUGGAGGACUGUCCCUUUCCAAUAUGUCCAAGCAAACUCAUUCCAUGCUCUCAUGACAGAGGCCACAGUAAUUCCGUCUAUACUAGUCGAUAUCGAUAGACUCAAGUAUGGCUUACCCGGUGCAAAAGCUCCCCUUGCGAUCCUGGGGGAUCUCAGAGACCUCCUCGAAGCCCUCGCCAACUGGAAUGUCUCAUCCCCAGGUCUUACCAACAAACCAUCCUUCCGCGUCCUGGGCAAGAUUCCCAACAAAGCUCAUCUAUGGUUUCCUGACAUUACUACAGCAAAUGCCAUGACGCACUACUGGACGUUCUGGAUAAUGUGCGUCAUUUACAUCAGGAAGCUACGGAAAAAUCACCCAGAGCUACUGGAUGAAGAUCUCCUAAUCAAUGGAGAAGGCCCGGAGAGCCCGCUCAUCACUGAAAUGGCGAUUCAAAUGUCAACAUGGGUUUUCCAGAGCAUUGAAUAUUUGAUGCAAGACGAGAUGAGACUAUUUGGAGCCAUAUCUACGAUGCUACCAACGAGGAUAGCCUACCAAUUUCUCCGAUGUAAUCAUUUCUACGACCGGGAAUUGUUGUCGUGGUGUGAGCGGGUCAUUGAUGGCAUAAGGGACCGAGGGUACGAUUAUAUUGCGCAGUAUAUCUUAGAUGAUGAUGGAGUUUAA